GUCUCCCGUCAGAAGCAACGUUGCUGCUCAAUUUCCCAAAGAUGCUUAUCCUCAAGAUAUUUGUUUUCGUAACCAGUGCCAUAUACGCGUGCAUCGCCAAAAACAUUAUUUUAAUCGUUGCCGAUGAUUUGGAUGUUGUCCUCGAUGGAAUGACACCACUGAGCUCGACUAGAAAAUACAUCGGUGAACAGGGAGUAACGUUCAAAAAUGCGUUUGCCGCGGUACCGAUUUGUUGUCCAAACCGAGGAUCGAUUUUGACGGGGCGAUAUCAGCACAACCACAAAAUAUUUAACAACUCCCUCGAGGGCGGUUGCUACAGCCAAACCUGGCGUGCCGGCUACGAGAAAAACACGUUUGCCACGAUUUUGAAGAACCGAAUGAAUUACAACACCUUCUACGCUGGUAAAUACUUGAACCAGAUAUCUAUUACAAUUUCAUGGCACCAAUAUUAA
Copidosoma floridanum is the source of this 452-nucleotide messenger RNA. Its product is annotated as N-acetylglucosamine-6-sulfatase-like. Gene Ontology annotation, molecular function: N-acetylglucosamine-6-sulfatase activity; glycosaminoglycan binding. Gene Ontology annotation, biological process: glycosaminoglycan metabolic process. The record is from RefSeq and is a predicted model, not a curated record. Lineage: Eukaryota; Metazoa; Arthropoda; Insecta; Hymenoptera; Encyrtidae.